This is a messenger RNA of Phyllostomus hastatus (greater spear-nosed bat), 2001 nucleotides long. RefSeq names its product endothelial cell specific molecule 1 (gene ESM1). Lineage: Eukaryota; Metazoa; Chordata; Mammalia; Chiroptera; Phyllostomidae. Gene Ontology annotation, cellular component: extracellular region. Bases 235 to 816 code for a protein of 193 amino acids. The transcript has 3 exons. The record is from RefSeq and is a predicted model, not a curated record.
UGCGUGAACUAGACCCAGCGCGCCUGGCAGGGGACGGAGCUGCGGCUGGCUGGAGGGGAAACUGGUGACGGCGCACGGACGGAGGACCGACAGGCCCGCGGGCAUCCCGCGCGCGAGUAUAAAGCUCGCAAACGCGCAGGCAGAGGCUCAGCCCCCGCUUGGGACGGCCGCUGCCCCACAGCCCCGACCGCCCGCAGGAGGAGCCGCGCCGCGCCGCGCCGCGCCCCGGGAAGCAUGCGGACGAGCCUGCUGCUGCUGCUGCUGCUGGCCGCGCUCCUGGCGCCCGCGCCCGCCGUCCCCGCGCCCCGGGCCGCCGCGUCCUGGAGCGCCAAGUACGCGGUGGACUGCCCCGAGCGCUGCGACCGCGACGCGUGCAGAAGCCCCCAGCGCUGCGAGAGGACCGUGCUGGACGACUGCGGCUGCUGCCGCGUGUGCGCCGCCCGGCGCGGGGAGACCUGCUACCGCACCGUGUCGGGCAUGGACGGCGUCAAGUGCGGCCCGGGGCUGCGGUGCCAGUUCUACAGCGAGGAGGACGAUUUUGGUGACGAGUAUGGCGUCUGCAAAGACUGCCCCUACGGCACCUUCGGCCUGGAGUGCAAGGAGACCUGCUCCUGUCCGCUGGGCGUGUGUGACAGGGUGACCGGCAAGUGCCUGAAGUUUCCCUUCUUCCAGAACGCGGCCACCAAGCCUUCCGACAGUUUGGUGUCUCACACAGAGCACGACAUGGCAUCGGGGGACGGCAAUACGGUGACACAAGGCAAGGGGAAGGAGAGCACCGCCCUGACGACCGAGAUGAGACGGCUAAAUCCACGCUGACCCACGCCGCCCGAGGAGACUGCUGGAACGACCGGCCGACGCACGGCCAACGUUGUAGGCAUUGUUUAGGUUAGAGCGAAUGCGAUGUUUGGAGACCAAGCACGGUUCAGGGUGGGUCCAGGGAAACAAGUAGGCUACUAACAAUCCAUAAAAUGCUGAGCAUAGGGCUGAACACUUAGAUAUCUGCUGAACAUUUCGAUGCAUAUAGAUUUGUUAGAUAACUGUUUAUAGCAACACUGAAGAAUCAAAAUGCGAUUUAGGGAAUGCAGGCCGGUCAACCAAAGAGAGCUUCUGUUGAAGACCACCACGGGUCCACUUCUGGGCCUGGGGUGCACAUUUGUGUCAGGGUACCGGGUGGAGGGAGAGUUCUGGGCAAGAGGGAGUGGGGGUGGGGCAGGGAGUAUGGUAUUUAGGUCUUGUCAUGGCAUCAGGGGAAUUUCAUCGUUGUUUUGUUUUUUUCCUUUGGGAAAAAUCAAAGCCACCCCCGAAGGAAGUGGGAUGUUUGGAGCUGGCGGGAGUUUGAGGAGCAGCCCUGCACUGUGGCAGGUGUGCAGGGCCGCUCAGGGGCGCCCAGGCGACCUGGCGGGAGGGGGGUCCUGGGCAGAAACGGUUCUCAAGAAAGCCACCUGGGACCGAGAGGGCUGGGAAGGAUCUUGCCUACUUGGGGGAGGUGUGACGGUAAAUAUUUAUAUAUUUUUGUAAGCAAUUGUUAGCCCACAGCAUCCUCCAUGCCUACCCAUGUUUAUCACCCUCUGGAGAAAAAGAACAUAAUAUUGCGUGUUUAAAAUGGUUAGUUAGCAUAGAGGCACAGCUCUGAGAUUUUCAAAGGUCCAAGGCACGGGGAGUUUCUUGUUAAUAACUGCUGUAAUGUUCACGGUGGUAAGCAGAAGAGAGUGAGAACAAUGUCGUUACUGGAUGUCUAAAAUGUCAAAAAAGAAGCAACAGAGGGAAUUUAUUUUCAAGUAAGUGCAGUGACUUGGAUGAGUGUUUAACUUAAGGUGGAAAAUUGCUUCUGGGGCGGUUUGGGCAAGAGUCCGUUUUCGGCCGGAAGUGCCGGCUGUGACUGACAGUUUUGCGGGUUCCCUGUGACAUCAGCUGAUGCGCGGGAGGAGGAGCACCCUCCGGGGGUGGGGGUCUUUGUCAGGACGUGUUUGCAGAGGUGUUUUGUUUAGAAUAAAGAUUUAU